This is a messenger RNA of Sorghum bicolor (sorghum), 1022 nucleotides long. Its product is annotated as leiomodin-2-like. Lineage: Eukaryota; Viridiplantae; Streptophyta; Magnoliopsida; Poales; Poaceae. The record is from RefSeq and is a predicted model, not a curated record. The transcript is spliced from 3 exons. Bases 235 to 624 code for a protein of 129 amino acids.
UCCCAGGUCCCAGCGCGUGGCCAAUCGACAGGCAGCCAACAGUCGUGGCUUGCGGGAGAGUGGAGACGGGCGGUCCUGGUCGCAGCAGGCAGUAGCAGCCAUGGCGCAGCGCUAGGCCGGCUGCGCCUCCUGCUCCUCCUCGCCACCUCCACAGUGUUCAAGGCAACGCCGCUGCCGCCGCGGAGUUCUUCCUUCGCCUCGCCCACGCCGCCACCACCAAGCGCCACGUGGGGGAUGGCACCUGCCUCUCCUCAUCCACCACCACCACCACCACCCCCACCUCCUCCUCCUCUUGUGACGACGACGGCGGCGGCUCUCGCCCUACUCGACAGCAGCAACCAGGGCCGGAUCUGCCGUGGGAGGAAGAGAAGGACGGGGCGUCUGGAGGUCGGCUAUAGAGGCCGCGAGAAGGAGGCAGCCCAGAGGGCGCAAACGGCCAGCGACCAAGCCAGGCAACCAGCCGGCAGCCCCCAAGCCACAGGCCGCAGCCAACUGCAGCAGGCACGCCAUCGGAACCCGGCAGCAGAGCUGCACUCUGCAGAGCAAACACCAUACUGGCAGGAGCGUAGCAGGACCUUACUUGACCAGUCUGGAAAAGUAUUAGGCCUAGAUCCUAAUUCCUAGAAGGAUAGCACAUAAUUGGGCAGCCAUUUGGCGGAGCAGAGUAUACAAUGAAAGGUCAAUGCUAUGCAGCAUGAACUGAGUACACAAGCUGGGUAUUGCUUGGGGUGCGGGACUCUUCAGUAGAGAGGAACGGUCUACAUGUUUCAAUGAUGUUGUUAUUAGGGCAUCAUUCUUUGUUUUGUGAUGCUAGAGAUGGUUCAUUGGAUAGUUGAUUCUAAGGUCAGAAUACACUAAUGGUUCAGACGAUAGCACUGUGCAUGAUUUAAGUAGCAAUUACAAAAUGCUUUUCACUGACACCACCACGGCACCACAAGACUAAUAGUUACAAAUUUAGUCAUUCCUUGAUCAAGCUGACAGUAUGUUUGAUCAAUUUUUGGGUUACUUCAUUAUUGCUAAAA